AUGAGCAGUGAUGCCGAGAUGGCCCAGUACGGGCCGGCAGCCAUCUUUCUCCGCAAACCUGAGAAGGAAAGAGUUGAGGCUCAGAACCGGCCUUUCGAUGCCAGAACAGCCUGCUUUGUGCCCAAUGCCAAGGAGCUGUACAUCAAAGGUAUCAUACAGAACAAGGAAGGUGGCCAAGUCACCGUGAAGACUGAAGCUGAUGAGACGGUAACAGUCAAGGAGGAUGACUGCCAUCCUAUGAAUCCCCCAAAGUAUGACAAGAUUGAGGACAUGGCCAUGAUGACCCACCUCAAUGAGCCCUCUGUGCUGUUCAACCUCAAAGAUCGUUACGCAGCAUGGAUGAUUUAUACUUACUCUGGGCUCUUCUGUGUCACUGUAAACCCAUACAAGUGGCUGCCGGUGUACGACCCAAAGGUUGUGUCGGCCUACAGAGGCAAAAAGCGCAUGGAGGCCCCACCACAUAUUUUCUCUGUCUCUGAUAAUGCAUAUCAAAAUAUGCUUACAGAUCGGGAGAACCAGUCUGUCCUGAUUACUGGAGAAUCUGGUGCAGGAAAGACUGUCAACACCAAGCGUGUCAUCCAGUACUUUGCGACAAUCGCAGUGGCUGGUGGAAGUGACAAGAAAGACCACUCACCUGGAAAGAUUCAGGGGACACUGGAAGAUCAAAUCAUUUCAGCGAAUCCUUUGCUGGAGGCUUUUGGGAACGCCAAGACUGUGAGGAAUGACAACUCCUCAAGAUUUGGUAAAUUCAUCAGAAUUCACUUUGGAACAUCAGGGAAACUGGCUUCUGCUGAUAUUGAAACCUACUUGCUGGAAAAGUCAAGAGUGACGUUCCAGUUGUCUGAAGAGAGGAGCUACCACAUCUUCUAUCAGAUUCAGACUGGGCACAAACCAGAGCUUAUAGAAAUGCUUCUCAUAACAACAAACCCAUACGACUUCCCCAUGAUAAGUCAGGGGCAGAUCACUGUGGCCAGCAUUGACGACAGAGAGGAGCUGGUGGCCACAGAUACAGCCACUGAUGUCUUGGGCUUCACCAAUGAAGAGAAAGUCUCCAUCUACAAGCUGACUGGCGCUGUGAUGCAUUACGGGAACAUGAAGUUCAAGCAGAAGCAGCGGGAGGAGCAGGCGGAGCCCGAUGGCACUGAGGUUGCAGACAAAGUCGCUUUCCUCAUGGGCCUGAACUCUGCUGACUUGUUGAAAGGCCUUUGCUACCCAAGAGUGAAAGUGGGGAAUGAAUAUGUCACCAAAGGUCAAACGGUCCCCCAGGUCACCAAUUCAGUUGGAGCUCUGGCCAAGUCUGUCUAUGAGAAGAUGUUCUUAUGGAUGGUCAUACGAAUCAAUGAGAUGCUGGACACAAAGCAGCCCAGACAGUUCUUCAUCGGAGUGUUGGACAUCGCUGGAUUUGAAAUAUUUGAUUUCAACAGCAUGGAGCAACUCUGCAUUAAUUUCACUAAUGAGAAGCUGCAACAGUUUUUCAACCACCACAUGUUUGUACUGGAGCAAGAAGAAUACAAAAAGGAAGGAAUAGACUGGGAGUUCAUUGACUUUGGUAUGGACCUGGCAGCCUGCAUUGAGCUCAUUGAAAAGCCAAUGGGCAUCUUCUCCAUCCUUGAAGAGGAGUGUAUGUUCCCCAAGGCUUCAGACACCUCUUUUAAGAAUAAACUCUACGACCAGCAUCUUGGAAAGACAAAUGCUUUCCAAAAGCCAAAGGUUGUGAAAGGCAAGCCAGAGGCUCACUUCACCCUGGUGCACUACGCUGGCACUGUGGACUACAACAUCAGCGGCUGGCUGGAGAAGAACAAAGACCCGCUGAACGAGUCUGUGGUGCAGCUUUACCAGAAAUCAUCAAUGAAACUACUGGGCUACUUGUAUGCCUCGUUUUCUGGUGCUGAAGCAGAAUCAGGUGGUGACGCUGCAGGUGGAAAAGCAAAGAAAGGUGGAAAGAAGAAGGGUGGCUCCUUCCAGACAGUGUCUGCUGUUUUCAGGGAAAAUCUGGGAAAACUAAUGACAAACUUGAGGAGCACCCAUCCUCAUUUUGUGCGCUGCCUGAUUCCAAAUGAGAUUAAAACACCAGGUAUCAUGGACAAUCACUUGGUCAUCCACCAGCUACGCUGUAACGGUGUGCUGGAGGGUAUCAGGAUUUGCAGGAAGGGAUUUCCCAGCAGAAUUCUUUAUGCUGACUUCAAGCAGAGGUACAGAAUCCUGAAUGCCAGUGCCAUCCCUGAGGGACAGUUCAUUGACGGAAAGAAGGCUUCCGAGAAGCUUCUUGGUUCAAUUGAUGUUGACCACACACAGUACCGAUUUGGGGCUACAAAGGUCUUCUUCAAAGCUGGUUUACUUGGCACUCUGGAGGAGUUGCGAGAUGAAAAACUAGCUUCUCUGGUGACGCAGACUCAAGCACUGUGUCGUGGUUAUCUGAUGAGAAGGGAAUUCUCCAAUCUAAUUGCACAAAGAGAUUGCGUCUGGAUUCUGCAAUAUAACUUGCGUUCAUUCAUGAAUGUGAAACACUGGCCAUGGAUGAAGCUGUUCUUUAAAAUAAAGCCACUUCUAAAGAGCGCAGAGACUGAAAAGGAGAUGGCAACCAUGAAAGAGGACUUUGUCAAAUGUAAGGAGGAUCUGGCAAAGUCAGAGACCAAGAGAAAGGAGCUUGAAGAGAAAAUGGUUUCUCUGCUGCAGGAGAAAAAUAACCUCCUCCUGCAAGUACAAUCUGACUCAGAAAAUCUUUGUGAUGCAGAGGAGAGAUGUGAAGGACUGAUCAAGAGCAAAAUCCAGCUCGAGGCCAAACUCAAAGAGGUGACCGAGAGACUGGAGGACGAAGAGGAAAUGAAUGCUGAGUUGACCGCCAAGAAGAGGAAGCUGGAAGACGAAUGCUCUGAGCUUAAAAAAGACAUUGAUGACCUAGAGAUUACCCUGGCUAAAGUGGAGAAGGAGAAACAUGCCACAGAAAACAAGGUCAAAAAUUUAAUGGAAGAGCUGGCUGGUCAGGAUGAAAACAUUGGCAAACUGACCAAGGAGAAGAAAGCUCUUCAAGAAGCUCACCAGCAGGGGCUGGAUGAUCUUCAAGCAGAGGAAGAUAAAGUCAACUCUCUGACCAAAGCCAAGUCCAAGCUUGAGCAGCAAGUUGAUGAUCUCGAGGGUUCAUUGGAGCAAGAGAAGAAGAUCCGCAUGGACCUUGAAAGAGCCAAGAGGAAGCUGGAGGGAGAUCUGAAGCUCACACAGGAAUCCCUGAUGGAUCUGGAAAAUGACAAGCAGCAAUCUGAGGAGAAAAUUAAGAAAAAAGAAUUUGAAAACAACCAGCUGCUCAGCAAGAUUGCAGAUGAGCAAGCAAUUAAUAACCAGCUCCAAAAGAAGAUGAAGGAACUCCAAGCCCGUAUUGAAGAAAUGGAGGAAGAGGUCGAGGCCGAACGAGCGGUUCGGGCCAAGAUUGAGAAGCAGAGGUCUGACCUCACCAGGGAGAUCGAGGAGAUCAGCGAGAGGCUGGAGGAGGCCGGAGGAGCCACUGCUGCGCAGAUAGAGAUGAAUAAGAAGCGCGAAGCUGAGUUCCUCAAACUGCGACGUGACCUGGAGGAGUCCACGCUGCACCACGAGGCCACGACCGCCGCCCUGCGCAAGAAGCAAGCGGACAGCAUGGCCGAGCUAGGAGAGCAGAUCGACAACCUCCAGAGAAUCAAACAGAAACUGGAGAAGGAGAAGAGUGAAAUGAAAAUGGAGAUUGAUGAUUUGGCCAGUAAUAUGGAAGCAGUUGCAAAAGCCAAGGUCAACCUGGAGAAGAUGUGUCGCUCACUUGAAGAUCAGCUAAUGGAGCUAAAGACCAAGAAUGAUGAAAACAUGCGACAUAUUUCUGAUCUCACCAAUCAGAGGGCCCGUUUUCAAACUGAGAAUGCUGAGUUUUCACGACAAAUGGAAGAGAGAGAGAGUCUCAUUUCCCAACUGACGCGAGGAAAACAGGGAUUCACGACACAGAUUGACGAGCUAAAGAGGCUGAUUGAGGAAGAAACAAAGGCUAAGAAUGCCCUGGCUCACAGUUUGCAGUCGGCUCGUCAUGACUGCGAUCUCCUUCGUGAGCAGUACGAGGAGGAGCAGGAGGCCAAAGCUGAGCUGCAGCGGAGUUUGUCAAAGGCGAACACUGAGGUGGCUCUGUGGAGGAACAAAUAUGAGACUGACGCCAUCCAACGCACUGAGGAGCUCGAGGAGGCAAAGAAAAAGCUUGCCCAGCGCCUCCAAGACGCUGAAGAACAAAUCGAAGCAGUGAAUUCAAAGUGCGCCUCACUGGAGAAAACUAAACAGCGACUUCAGAACGAAAUGGAGGAUCUCAUGGUGGAUGUGGAAAGGUCCAACAACUUAGCUGCUACCCUUGACAAGAAGCAGAGAAACUUUGACAAGAUUCUAGCCGAGUGGAAGCAGAAGUAUGAGGAGGCUCAGGCAGAGCUUGAAGGCGCUCAGAAAGAAUCUCGAUCCCUGAGCACUGAACUCUUCAAACUGAAGAACUCGUAUGAAGAAGCUCUUGAUCAUCUGGAGACAAUGAAAAGGGAAAAUAAAAACCUGCAACAGGAGAUCUCAGACCUGACAGAGCAAAUUGGAGAGACUGGGAAGACGAUUCAUGAGCUGGAGAAAUUCAAGAAGCAGGUGGAGACAGAGAAAUGUGACAUGCAGACUGCGCUGGAAGAAGCUGAGGCCUCACUGGAACAAGAUGAGUCCAAGAUCCUGCGUGUACAAAUGGAUCUAAACCAGAUGAAGGCAGAAGUUGACAGAAAAGUAGCGGAGAAAGACGAGGAGAUCGACCAGAUGAAGAGGAACCACCAGAGAGUGAUGGAGUCCAUGCAGACAAUGCUGGACGCUGAGGUCCGGAGCAGGAACGACGCCCUGAGAGUGAAGAAGAAGAUGGAGGGAGACCUGAACGAGAUGGAGAUCCAGCUGAGCCAUGCUAACAGGCAGUCGGCCGAGGCCCAGAAACAACUGAGGAACGUUCAGGGGCAACUCAAGGAUGCCCAAAUCCACUUGGAUGACUCAGUCAGAGGGCAGGAUGACAUGAAGGAGCAGGUAGCCAUGAUGGAGCGCAGAACGGCCUUGAUGCAGGCUGAGAUUGAAGAGCUUCGAGUGGUCGUGGAGCAGACGGAGAGGAGCCGCAAAAUGGCUGAACAGGAACUGGUUGAUGCCAGUGAACGAGCUGGACUACUUCAUUCUCAGAACACCAGUCUUCUGAACACCAAAAAGAAACUUGAGGUGGAUGUAACUCAGCUCCACAGUGAGACAGAGGAAGCCGUUCAAGAGGCCAGGAAUGCUGAGGAAAAGGCCAAGAAAGCCAUUACUGAUGCUGCCAUGAUGGCUGAAGAGCUGAGGAAGGAGCAGGACACCAGCGCUCACCUGGAGAGGAUGAAGAAGAACCUGGAGGUCACAGUGAAGGACCUGCAGCACCGAUUAGACGAGGCGGAAAACUUAGCCAUGAAGGGAGGGAAGAAACAGCUGCAGAAACUGGAGGCGAGAGUCCGUGAGCUGGAAAAUGAGCUAGAAGCUGAGCAAAAACGUUCCACUGAGGCCAUCAAAGGAGUCCGUAAAUAUGAGAGGAAGGUCAAGGAGCUAACCUAUCAGUCUGAGGAAGACAAGAAAAACAACAUUCGACUGCAGGAUCUUGUGGACAAGCUCCAGAUCAAAAUGAAGGUCUACAAACGCCACGCUGAGGAAGUUGAGGAGCAAUCCAACGCGCACAUGGCCAGAUUCAGGAAGGCCCAGCACGAGCUGGAGGAGGCCGAGGAGAGAGCUGAUGUGGCCGAAUCUCUGGCCAACAAGAUGCGGGCCAAGAGCCGUGAAAUUGGGACAAAGGUACUGAGCUUGUAUUUUUUUCCCCAACAUUAUCUUUAUUGAGUUUUUAAAGUGUUUCCAAGAUACAUAAUUAUACAGAAAUAAGAGUGCUCUUACAUCAAAGAAGACGUCAGGGGUAACUAAAUUAUUGUCCAGCAUUCAAAUUGUCCUUCCUUGCAAGUCAGGUAUUUAUGAGAUAACAUAGAGCAACACUUAGGUGAAAGUAUAAGUAUAUAAAAAAAACAAAACAAAAAAACAACAACAACAGCCAGAACAAUAAAGGUUUCUCUGUCUUAUCAAGAGUUAGCCCAGGUUAUUUCACCAUUAUGCAUGGAUCAAAAAUACAAAUUUAGAUGUACAAUUCACACAGAAUAAAGAAAUCAAAUAUCAAAAGAAAAAAAAAAUUUUUUAGAUCAAUGCAUAGGACAACUACGCCUCGUCAGCUUCAUUCCCCACAUUACUUAAAUCCACACUCUCCAUAUAUUCCAUAAAAGGACCCCAAAUGUUUUGAAAUAGUGGUAGUUUUCCUUUUAUAAUGUAAGUUAUCUUCUCCAUAGGUAAAGUUGUGGAUAUUUCCUUAACCCAGUUGAUGAGUUUUGGUUUACUGGUACUCCUCCAUGAGAGUGCUAUGACUCUUUUUGCAAGCAGUAAACAUAAAUCCAGGGCAGUGAUUAUUUUUCUUGAUAUGUGAUGUCUAUCAGGAUAUAAACCUAGAAUAAAUAGUUUAGGGUCAAGAACUAAUUUUAUUUCUAGUAUAGUCUCUAAAUUUUGUUUAAUCUCCCGCCAAAACUGUUGGACUUUACUGCAUUCCCAGACACAGUGGAAGAACGUCCCCUUCUCCUCUCCACACCUGAUACACAGGUCUGGGAUAGUGCUGAGCUUGUAUUUGAUACAAACUGUAAAUACUAGUCUUUAGCAGUUCCCUCUGAAAGUGCCCAACAUGAACACUGUCCAUUGUAUGAUUUAAAGCUAAACAACUGUUCUUGUUGGUAGUAUGGCGGGAACUCUGUGAGAGUUGAAAGAUAGAAAAAAUACUAUAAACAAUUAGAGUUUUGUCCCAGAAAAAAAUUAUAUAUUAAUAUACACUAUUUUCAUAUGAAUGUGUUUGUUUUCCAGGCACAAGAGGGACAGGGCGAGUAACUGAGUGUGGAACAAGACUCCUCUGCUGUUUGAAGAGCAGUGGAUAUAAAUGUGCAUGACAAUCAUGUCUGAGAGCAAGUCAUAGAUAUGUAGUAGUUUAUAGUUGACCAUACCAUAUUGAUAUCACAGCAUGUUAACUCAUAGUAGUAAAUCUUACCAAAAUAAAUUAAGCAAUCAUCUAUCAAAUAAGUGAAUACUGUUAUUCAUAUUUAAUUGAUAUUUAUUAAUCCAGUAGUAAUGUAAAGGACAUUUGAAAUUUGUGUUUUUGACAUUUUCAAUGACAUUAAAUGCCCUUAAACACCUGUGAGAUGAAUAGUAGAGUAAUAAUUUGAUUUCUAAUUAGAGGAUUUUCCCAAUCUAAGGCUUAAAUUUCCAAAUUUCUGUUGUAACUUUCACUGUCAUAGUUUAGUUGUUGGCCUGUUUCUGUUGUCUGUUGUUUUUAGUUGCACAGUUGUGAUAAGUAUUUGUAAAAUUAAAGUAAAAUUUUGUUUGUUUGCUCAUAUUUCGGUCUCUACCUGGGUUAAGCAGUGCCCUGCUGUCUGCUACAAAAACAAUACAAAUACAAAAAAAAAAAAGGAUAAUAAUGAGAAUAAUGGUCAUAUAUCUUUAGAACAAUAAAAUAAAUAAAAUAGUUGGAUUUUCUUUUAUAUUUUGUUGUAAUUAAGGCAACAUACAUCCACUAAAACAAAAUGAAAGAAUGCAAUAAAUUCCAGGUGUUA
Molecule: messenger RNA, 7658 nt
Organism: Seriola aureovittata
Lineage: Eukaryota; Metazoa; Chordata; Actinopteri; Carangiformes; Carangidae
Product: myosin heavy chain, fast skeletal muscle-like
Exons: 38
Coding region: 1-5862 (1953 amino acids)
Cellular component (GO): myosin complex
Molecular function (GO): actin filament binding; cytoskeletal motor activity; ATP binding
Source: RefSeq, a predicted model, not a curated record